This is a messenger RNA of Plutella xylostella (diamondback moth), 3915 nucleotides long. RefSeq lists its product as uncharacterized. Lineage: Eukaryota; Metazoa; Arthropoda; Insecta; Lepidoptera; Plutellidae. The record is from RefSeq and is a predicted model, not a curated record.
ACGCCAGCGCGGGCAAACGUGUGCGCGUUCACUUUCCAAAUUUGAAAAAAAACCGGGAAACGACCGUUUAUUUUUUCUUCUAAACGACCAGUAACAUUACCUUCGGCCAGUGCUUGCGGGCUGGUUAUCGGACUGUUUACAAACACUUAUAAUGUGAAAUCAAGCGGCGCAUGCAAACAGUUUUCCAAUAAGGAGUGCGUUUACACCGGCCGGCCGACCGAGCGGACCGCCUGAAAGUUUUUCCUACACUUUCCGCUUUCCUUCUCUACCUCCUUACUUUCCUGCUCUCCUGGUACUUUUGAGUUUCGCUUUUCUUGUGUAGUGUUUUGUUUAUCCCGUGCGUUCUUUGUCGGGUGCGUUCUGUUUGACUGAGUGGGGUGUGUUUGAAUAUGGGUUGUACUGCGAGGGUCAUAAUGCCGUUAUUGAGUACGCUAGCUGCGCUGGUGAUCCUCGUGCAUUCGGCCGAGGAGGAGAUGGAGAGACACCACUUGGCGCUGAGGCAGGCUGACCCCGGGGGACCCGACUAUGAGUUCGAUCAGCAAUGGAGAGCAAUACAAACGGAGCCGAUGAUGCAGAAGUCUGACGAAUGGACGGAGCAACCGCAGGAGGAGCCCCCGCGGCGGCGGCGGCCCGGCCGGAAGCGGAAACGGCGGCCAUUGCCGGACGCCAUGGACGCCAGCGAGCCGGAGGAGCGACGACGCUUCCACGAGGACCAGACACGCCGCGAACACGACCAGCCCAGGGAACUAGAACCAGUCCCGAUAGACCUCGACCCUCAACACGAAAGAUUCGAAAGGGAUCAUUCCCCAAGAGACCACGACAGAGAACGCGAAAGAGAUCACCCAAUCAGAGAAAGAGACCCGGAACAGAAAGAAACGAUGAGGAAACGAAGGAAACGACCGGAAAUGAGACCGUGGACUGGAGAGGAAACCAGGCCGAUGCGAAGACGUGGACAGAGACGUAAGAGACCGAAGCACAAUGAGUUUGACGUAUUCCAGAACUAUGAAGUCCCCAUCGUGACUGACACUCGAUACCGCCCCAGUAACGUUAGGCACCUGGAUGAUGACAACAGCGAGAGAUAUCACGUCGAUAUUGCAGAUCAAACUGAACAGAAAGCAGGCGAUCCCACUGAUCUGGUUGAAAUUGGACAUGUUCAGCUGGAUAAUGAACAUGCUGACAUUCAAAGCAGUCCUGGUAACGAGGCGCCUUCACAAGUACCGGUGGAAGAAACGGUUGGAAUACCAGCGACAAGAGAUGAAGAUGACAAAACCUUUACAGUCAGUGAAUUAGAAAAAGCUAAGAUUGCAAUGACUGCCGUUAUGCGCAAGUUAGAGGAGCUCCAUUCCAGAAGUAGCUUUGAAAAGUAUCGUAAGCCAAUAUUUAAUCAAGAUUCAACAGAAUAUAAUGUAGACAAGAGUGGACCAAUCAGCCCGAUGGCUCUGAAGGAACUACUGAAAAGGUCCAACGGGAGUAGUUUAAGUGAGAUACUGCAACAGCACAAUCUUUCUUUGGCGGACCUUUUACAUGGAGACAAAAAUGCUCUGUCAGCGUUAAAAUCAGAUGAUAAUACAGACACUCAAGACAAUUACAAACGUGAAAGACCGACAGUAAAAAACGACCAGGAUGAUGAAGUUACGACAACGGAAAAAAGUUAUCCAGAAGAAGCUACAACUCAACCAAUUUCUGUAGAAAUUACGUACAUUUAUAAUACAAGCGAACCAAGUACUCUUAAUGUAACUGAGGCAACAACCGAACCAGUAACUGAGCCAAUCAAAGAAAUUCUAGAUGUUAAAGAGAAUGCACCGAAAAUUGCAAUGAAACGACCAUACGCUAUAAAUGGGAGAAGGAAAAUGAGGUUACGACGUCCAGGAGCUCCGAACACAUACGUUAGAUUUUUGUCAAACUCGAGACGGCAACCACAAAAUAAUGCCACCUCCUCGGUCCAAUCUGAUGAAUCAGCUGAUUUUAAUGCCGCAACAAACAAAAGUAAAAUUAAUGAUCAAUCAUAUCUUCAAGAGAAUACUAAAAAGGUAGAAAAGAAAUCAAAUCAAAAGCAUGAAAAUCAAGAAUCCACAACAGUUCUUGAGGAUUUUAUUACGACUACGACUGAAGAGGUAACUACGAUUGAUACAAAAUUUGAAACAACAGAAGUAGUCAACGAAAUUGAGACAACCACCAAAGAAAUAGAAAACCUAGAACCAAAAACUGAAGAACCGGUUACCACCACAACAGAAAAAGUCACAACUGCACCCACAACUCGAAAACCAAUGAACAACAUUGAGUUAAGACGGCAAGCUUUAACGAACAGAUUGAAGAGAAAAAGGCUGAGACAAAAAUUGUCAACAACGGAAUCUCCCGAGGAUAAUUUAACUAGAGAUCUGUUUGGAAUGGCCAAUUUAGUUUCGGCAUCAGAGUUUAUUGCCCGAGCGAAAUCUCCGUCAAAGACGACUAAGUAUAAUGAGGUUACUGAAACUCCAUUACCAGAUUUCUUUGAAAAUGAAGCGUCUAAUAAAGUGGAAAAAUCUAGCCGACCAAUAUUAUCUGUAGCGUCAACUACUAAGGCACCAGUAAGGCAAACUACCAUAGAAGAAGCUAAAGUUGAGAUAGAAGAAAUUUUCAAAGAUGACGAAACAGGAGAACGGCUGUCCAAGAUCUUGAAGGAGAGAAAUAUGACUUUAAGUGAGUUAGUGGAGCACAGGGAGCGAGGUUCCAGUAACGUGCACCUCGCCGACAUCUUCCACAACACGUCGCGGGAGCCCAACCCAGCCGAGCCCUUCCUCUCAAAGUCACUCAUUGAACCGAUAUCCAAGGAAACUUACCCCCUAAGAGCGCUUUUAGAAGCCAAUCAGCAUGACCCUAAUGUAAAGACAUCCCCAAUGGAACCAAAUCCCAGUGAAGCCUCAGCGACUAGCGUUCCUGUUGUAAUGAACUACGGUAACAAUGUUAACCUUAACGGUGAAAACCUCGGCAUCAUGUCACUGUUUAACAAAAUAACCAGCCAGCAAGAUAUUGAAGAACAGCCAGUCAUAAAGAAAGAUUCCAAAGGCUCUCUCUAUAUAGCAUCGGUAACAAGUGAAAAUGUUACAAACCAUAUCGAAAAUACACGGGAUGGACGACAGAUGGAACGAAAUGACAAUGGCUUGAAUGAAAUAUUUUCGUACAUGCAACGAUCGUUUGGAGAUGGAAAACAUGAGAUAUCUGAAUCACUAACGAAACAGCGGACGCCAGAAACAGAACCGACGACCACCGAAGAAGAAAUUAAACACAGCAAAGACGAAGACGACGUGAUGGUACUAGAGGAUCUCCAGCACCUCAAGGACUUUAACAACCGCAUCGCGUCCGCCGCCGCUGAGAAUAUCGAAAUGAAAGUGGUAGAAAACCACCAAACGACAAACGAGCCUCCACAAGGAAUACUCGAUAAGAUACCUAAUAGCACCAAAUCCGUCACAGUGGCUACCGCAAGUAUUCUAGGCCUCACCACAGUUGUAUUCUUGCUCACAUACGUUCUGUUCAAAUGGAGACAGCGAUGCAAUGUGAUACGAAAGAAAGAUAGCUUCUGUGAAGAGCAAAUACCCACACCAGUGUUCGAAAAUAGAAAAGGCAACAAGAACCAAAGCAGCACGCGUAGUUUAAGUCCAAUGCUAUCGACAAGUAAUAUUUAUACCCUAAACACUUUAGAUUCAAGGAAUGGUGAUGAAUCACCAGACUACAUGUGGGAUUCACUGAGGAAGCCAUUCCAGUAAUAUAGGCAAAGCAUUUCUAAAUUAAUUUGACUGAAUUUUAUUGAUAAGUUGAGUGUAGAUAGGUACUUUUUAUGUGUAGGAUAGUGGUAGUUUAUUUUUAAGUGUAUUUUGGUUUAGUGUACAUACUUUCUUGGUCUAGGUAUCUGAUAAAAGAUUCUUUUUCUGUAAAAAA